Molecule: messenger RNA, 4848 nt
Organism: Paramormyrops kingsleyae
Lineage: Eukaryota; Metazoa; Chordata; Actinopteri; Osteoglossiformes; Mormyridae
Product: integral membrane protein DGCR2/IDD-like
Cellular component (GO): membrane
Molecular function (GO): protein binding
Source: RefSeq, a predicted model, not a curated record
UGGUUCGGCAGCGCCUUCGCAUCCCGUUGAAGAGGCCAUCUUCUGUUUCUAAGGCCGAGAGAUAGUCAGGACUGGCGUGAUAGAUUCGGGCGCGGUGAAAUCCUUCUGUCCUGCUACGCUGGCUGGCUGUCUUGAGAAGCUUUUCGCUUUGGGUCCAUGGUCGUGCGGAGCCACGCCACGCUGCCCUUAGGGGGCCGUGCUGACUGAACUUUCGGGCCGCUGUGCGUUGGCCGUUGGCCUUGCUUUUCUUGCCUGACGCUGGGCGGCGCUCAUGAACAAGGGAUAAAUGGUGCCGAAAGCGGACAGCGGCGUGUUAGCUCCUAUCGCCCUCCUCCUCGCCCUCGUCCUGACUGAGCAGCCCCGGACAGGUUCCCGGCUCACUGCAGCUCGGCGGCUGACAGAGCCGCACUGUCCUUCCGGGCAGUUCGAUUGCCGCAGCGGCAGGAUGCAGUGCAUCCCUAUGUCCUGGCGGUGUGAUGGCUGGACGGCCUGCGAGGACAGGAGUGACGAGCUGCACUGUCCCCCUACAAGGGAGGCGCGCUUCCACCACGGGAUCGGCUUGGAACAGGCGGAGGACGUUGUGGGCGUGGCCCAACCCAUACGCUUCAGUAGGAAAUGCCCCACCGGGUGGCACCACUACGAGCAGACAGCCAGCUGCUACCGGGUCUACCCCGAGAGCAAGAGCUACUGGCAGGCACUGGAGACGUGCCAGAGGGUAAAUGGCUGGCUGGCCACCUUUGUCACCAGCGAGGAGCUGCAGUUCAUCCUGCAAAUCGAGGUGGACGAGACAGUGUGCGGUCGCAAGGAUCAAUGCAAGUUCUGGGUCGGCUACCAGUAUGUAACUGUGACCAAGAACCACAGCCUGGAGGGCCAGUGGGAGGUGGCGAAUAAGGGUCCCAUGCAGGUGUUCCUGCCUCCCGAAGGCCUGACCGGUUUCGCUGAGGCCUCGCCCAGCCCGGAGAGCGUCUUCUGUGCCCAGCUGCAGCGCUUCCAAAUGAAGAGCAUGAACGAGCGUGGCCUUCACAGCUGGCACGCUGAGAAUUGCACCAGGAAAUUCCCCUUCCUCUGCAAGCGGAGACAGACGUGUGUGGACAUCAUGGACAAUGUGGUGAGCGAGGGCUACUACUUCACGCCCAAGGGAGACGACCCAUGCCUGAGCUGCACAUGUCACGCCGGCGAGCCAGAGAUGUGCGUGGCGGCACUGUGCGAGCGACCGCAAGGCUGCCAGCAUUUCCGCAAGGACCCCCGCCAGUGCUGCAAGUUCACCUGCCUGGAUUCUGAUGGAAACGGUCUCUUUGACUCCAUGGCCAGCGGUCUGCGGUUGAUGGUCAGCUGUGUCUCUUCCUUCCUUGUUCUCUCGCUGCUGCUCUUCACCAUCCACCGGCUCCGCCAGCGCCGCCGCCAGCAUAUUGAGACUCUCAUUGGGGAAAACUUGCACCCCUUUGGCCGAGGUCGUAGGAUGCCUGGGUUUGAGUAUGACCCGCGAGGGUUCGGAGCCAGCCUCGCACCCCUGCGGCUGUCCGACGAUGGCGCCGGUGGGGCUUUUCGCUUUCAUGAGCCGCCCCCUCCCUACGCCGCAUUCAAGUACCCUGACAUGCCACCCCCGGAGGACCCACCCCCGCCAUACGAGGCCUCCAUCAGCCCCGAUGCCAUGCUUUAUGUGGAUUUGGGAAGAGAUGGCUCAGUCACCACAGAUGGCCACCCCUCCAGCGUCGAGCCCUGCCAUCCUCAGCGAGCUACCCAAGAGGAGGGCUCCACAUCAGGGCGCCCCCCGGUGGAGCAUGAGGACUCUGUUGACAGCAGCACCUUCCUGGUGUCCCCGGAUACCCCGAUGGGUAGCACCAUGACCACUGUGUCCGCCCGUACCAGCAUCUGCUCCCUCAACACUAUCGUGUAGGGCCAGAGGCGGGGUGGGGCGUGUCUGGCAGGGUGGGGUAGGGAGCUGUGUGCCACGAAGUGAAGCCCUGUCUCUUCCGCAGGCUUCAGGUAAAUAUGACACAUUUGUGGGUUUUUGGCAGAGCUCUUCAAUGGAUCUUAGCAGGCUGCUGCAUAUGCUAGGUUGGCCUUUUUGGUGGGUGUGGGAGACCUGCAUUCUGAUGCAAUCUGUAGCAGUUCACCUUGGGUAUGUAUUACGGGGGGGGGGGGGGGGUUGCCCAUCAGGAGUGCUGUGUUCCGGUAUGACUUCACCACCACCUGCUCUGCCUAACUUUAGAUCCCUGUGGAACAUGGCACUGUGGGAGCUGCCAUCUUUGCCCAUCUCCUCCUGCACUCUUUCCAUCUUGCUGGCAGGUUGCUGGUUUGCAGGUAUCUGGUGUAUUCCUGCACUAGCCAUCGUCACGCAGGGUAAUAAUGGCUGAUUUGGACAAAGACCUGGGAGGUUCUGCAAACAUUUAAUAUGUGGUGCACAAUGCUGGAGACGGAGCUGUACUGUCAGCAAAUGCUGGGGGUCUGAGCUCUAAUACCUCCUGGGGGGCUUUGAGACAGAUGCACAGGCAGCUGUUCCGUCCCCCACAGCUCUUACUGCCAGGGAUGCAAACUAGUCAUCUUUCGGUGAAAUUUUGCCAUUUUGAGCCCAAUAUAGGGCACGUGUGAUUUAUGUAGAUCCGAUGAGUUUUUGAAAUGGGGGGGUGGGGGGGGGUCUGUGAGGAUGGAGACAUGGGUAAACAUAUCCUCUCCUGGGAAAAACAAAAAAGCUCCUGGCUUCAAACUCUCACUCGCAAAUGCAGCGUAUCUGUAGACUGAAGAGGGUUCGAUGAUUGCCACUCCUUGAAGUACAGUAAAUGCGGUCCAGCAUUAACCAAAGACAGCGAUCGUCUCCCAGACGCAGGUACGCAGGUGUGGCAUGCAGUGUGGGUUUGUUUAGUAUCUGUGAAACAUGACAGAGGGCAGUUACAGCACUCCAGAAAAGCCUGAUCAGCCUGAAGUGUGAAGUGUGGUCGUAUAUUUGUUUUAAUUUUUGUCAUCACCGCCUAUGACUUUAUAGCGAAGGUGAGGUAGGUUAACUUUUAGCUCAGUGUAUGCUAAUCGCUUGUCAGUAAUGUAAGCUGAAGCUUUCAAUGUUGCCGUCUCACAAACACAUGUCGUCGGUGGUGUAGUGGAGCUGGUGCUUUUCGCUUUAGCCUCAAAGCCAGCUGAAUGCCCGUUAGCUGCGGAUGGCCCAAUUGGUGUCCCAUUUGUAGUGAUUUUUUCCCCCCAAUGUACUUGGUUUGCUUUGGGCACCAAAUUGGGGUCAAAAAAUACAGCAAACUGAAAUCUGAUACUUUUCCAUUUUUGCUUCUGUACAUCCCUUCCACCUUAUUCACCCCUGAUGAGUUUGCACCCCUGACUGUGCACCCUGUGCCUGAGGGGGAGGGUUAGUGGGAGGGGACACAGCCAUCACAGUGCACAGUAAUAUGCUGAAGUCUGAAAUAACCAGCUGUUCUUGAGAGAAAAUCACAUCUGCAGUAACAAUGGCGCAACCCUGCUCUUCAGCAUCACUGAAGAGUGGAUGAUUUGUCUGUGAACAUCAUGCUGUUAAUCUGGUAUUUUUUGCUCCCCUUAUUCUGUACAUUAUUUAUAAACUCCUUCCCUGUGUGUGGUUGCGUGUGUCAGUCAUAGAUACAUAAUUGGUACUCGAUUGCACUCACCUGGAUGCAGAGGUGGCAACCUAAUGUACGCGGUGAACACGGUGCAGCCUGGACUCCUGUCAUCUGCACUAUGGAGAUCCUGCCUGGUUUUUGAACGGACUGCAGGCUGUGAGGCUGCCUCUCAACACCGGGUAACCAGGGCCUGUGACAGGUUACUGACUUGCAUUUGGAAUGAAGAUGUCUGAGGACUAUUCCGUGCUUUUCUGUUUCUUGGUUUGUCAAAACCAAGAAACCAAGUAAUGUUCCGCGUCUUCACAUUCUGCUGCAACGUGUCCUGGAGGGUCUAUUUCAUUUUCUGAUGAUGCAUGAUGUCCUUUGGACACUUAUGGAGGCACCAUAUUAUGCUGCGUUUAUUUGGUCAAGAGGUCUUUGGGCCAUUUUAUGUGUUAGAGGCCCCCCCCACUUUUUUAUCUUUAUUUUAUUUUUUUUACUACUAUGGUAUAUUGUGGACGGGGGGUGGGGCGGGACCUGUAUUGAUAACAUUUUGCUAAGGGAGGGUGGGGUGUUAUUAAAAUGUUAAACAAAGGUGGUUGAGGCCCCUUGUUAGUGAGCCACGUGGGCUUCAGUCUGGGAGAACCCAUGCAUUAAAGCGCCCCUGUCUGCGUCAGCCUGGGAGAACCCGUGCAUAAAAGCGCCCCUGUCUGCGUCAGCCUGGAAGAACCCGUGCAUUAAAGCGCCCCUGUCUGCUUCAGCCUGGGAGAACCCGUGCAUUAAAGCGCCCCUGUCUGCUUCAGCUUGGGAGAACCCGUACAUUAAAGCACCCCUGUCUGCGUCAGCCUGGGAGAACCCGUGCAUUAAAGCGCCCCUGUCUGCUUCAGCCUGGGAGAACCCGUGCAUUAAAGCGCCCCUGUCUACGUCAGCCUGGGAGAACCCGUGCAUUAAAGCGCCCCUGUCUGUGUCAGCUUGGGAGGACCCGUACAUUAAAGCACCCCUGUCUGCGUCAGCCUGGGAGAACCCGUGCAUUAAAGCGCCCCUGUCUGCGUCAGCCUGGAAGAACCCGUGCAUUAAAGCGCCCCUGUCUGCGUCAGCCUGGGAGAACCCGUGCAUUAAAGCGCCCCUGUCUGCGUCAGCCCUUCAGAGACCAAGUCUGACAUCCUUAGUGCUGAAACAGCCUUCCACAACUGCUGCACUUGCAAAAGUUUGAAGUACAUCUUUUGUGAUACACACUUUCUGUAAUCAUAGAAAAAGGAAAAUGGUUUUGAUAUUAAAAGUUCUGUGUAGA